CUAAGAUGGACGAUGCAUGAGCGAGGCUCUGCGAUAAUCCUGUCUGCUGGACUACCACUACUUCCCUCCUGGGCAAAGUCGCAGAAGAAUUCUUUGCUACGCUGCGGGGAAGCGGAAAGCUGAUCGCAACUAUGUAUGUACCUCGUAGGUAGAGUAUUCAGAUACAUACGCGAAGUCCGUCGCGAUGGACGAUCGCGUGUAUGUACCUAGGCAUGUAUGCAUACGUCCCUCAAGCAAGCCAGCUGGCCGGUCGCCUAAACUAUUUACAAUAAUGCCCACCUACCUCUUAGAACCGACCGUCGAUCAUGAGAAAACCUCCGAUUCGAUGGGGCGGAGCUCACGGUAUGCAGUCACUUUGUUUGCAUUGUUGAGUUGUUCAGGAAGAGGUACUUCGUCGUUACUUUCCGUAGUGCUGACUACGUACAUACUUUGCACUGUGGGGAGGAGAAUUUCACGGGUGGGGUUUGAUUCGAUAGACUUUCUAGUUGUUUUCUCUGUGAUCUGUCUCGUACGGCAGGGCAGACAGCAAGGAGAGAAUAGGGAGGCUUGCUGUCGUGGAUACCUUGUGUUAGAGAGAGGAGAAGGUACCUCGCAAGGAGCGAUCCUUGCGCAUGAAGUUGAGGGUGGGGAUGUGUGUCGUCGGUCGUCGGAGGAUGUAGUCGUCCGUCCCAGGUAGGUGGCUCGUUUCGUUGGUUGAGCUGUGUGUGUAUGUAGCGACUCCGUACCUAGGUAGAUGCC
Messenger RNA from Aaosphaeria arxii CBS 175.79, 738 nucleotides. RefSeq lists its product as uncharacterized. NCBI's taxonomy places the organism in Eukaryota, Fungi, Ascomycota, Dothideomycetes, Pleosporales. The record is from RefSeq and is a predicted model, not a curated record. The transcript has a single exon. Bases 185 to 676 code for a protein of 163 amino acids.